AUGUGGAGUUAUCUAUUUGGCGGUAAGCAACAACAGAAGAAGGAGUUGCCUAAGAAGGCUAUAGUUGAGUUGAGGGAGCACAUUCAAAUGUUGAAUAAGAAAAAGACUCAUUUAGAACUGCAGAUACAAGACCAGGAUACCUUGGCACGUAAGCAUAUCACCACAAAUAAAGCUCUAGCAAAAAACGCAUUGAAGAGAAAGAAAGGAUAUGAAACGAACUUGAUGAAGAUAGAAAAUCAGAUUGAUUCAUUAGAAACGAACUUGAAUGCCAUCGAAGGUGCAAACUUGAACUUAGAGACCAUGAAGGUCAUGAAGCAAGGAGCAACGGCAAUGAAGCUGAUUCAUGGAGAAUAUGAUGUCGAUAAGGUAGAAGAGACAAUGGACGAGAUAAGAGAGCAAGUUGACUUGGCUGAUGAGAUUUCCGAUGCUAUUUCACGUCCUGUUGGUACUGAAUAUGUGGAUGAGGAUGAAUUGGAUGAAGAACUAGCUGCACUCCAAGAAGAAGAGAAGGAACAUAAGGAAGCAAAUAGAGUCGCGCCACCUCCUGCCAACAAAGCUCCGGCGGAAGAAUUGCCUCAAUUCCCAGCGGUGAAUAAGGCAGCGCCCCAGGCUGUCGAGGAUGAUGAAGACGAAGAAGCUUUGAGGGCACUUCAGGCCGAGAUGGGAUUAUGA
Priceomyces carsonii is the source of this 672-nucleotide messenger RNA. RefSeq names its product ESCRT-III subunit protein (gene SNF7). Gene Ontology annotation, biological process: vesicle budding from membrane; late endosome to vacuole transport via multivesicular body sorting pathway. The record is from RefSeq and is a predicted model, not a curated record. Gene Ontology annotation, cellular component: cytoplasmic side of plasma membrane; multivesicular body; ESCRT III complex. Bases 1 to 672 code for a protein of 223 amino acids. The transcript has a single exon. NCBI's taxonomy places the organism in Eukaryota, Fungi, Ascomycota, Pichiomycetes, Serinales, Debaryomycetaceae.